AUGCCUCCAUUUCGCAACUUUCUAGGACGAAAGUCCCAACCCAAUGGGGAUCCCGCUGCCUUGGAUGACAACUAUCUCUCUCCAAACCAACGACCUGCUGCCAUACCGAUCCGCAAUAGCCAGGAUGAACCCACCGAGUACAAAUUGAGUGAGCGACCGAGUUUCUGGCGUCGGUACCCGGGCUCCAACAAAUCCGUCAACCAUCGAGAUCUCGUCGAUAAUAAUGAGCCUUUCUCCAUCUCUCGCGAGUCCUUUGACUCUUAUCGCCGAUCAUUUGAUAUUUCUGCCCGCUCACCCAUCAUCCAUCCUGAUGCUGCUCCCUCUCGAACUUCUCUUGACUCGCGGUUCUCCCGGUUAACCCCGUCGGGCACGCACUCCAAUAGCCUCACCAAGUCUGAAAUCAUGGAGGAAGAAACCUUCGAAGAAGUAGGGUUAAAUGACGAGACGAAACCUAAGAAGAAGGGUUUCCUCUCCAGAUUCGGCGACUCUGGUAACGAUGCGCAACUAUCGGGGCCCAAGCCGUCUACCUCGUCCUUCGGCUUCCAUAUUCCCGGCCGGAAGCGCGGCCAGAGUGGCGGUGGAUCAGAACUAGCUUCUGUGAAAGUAACCCCUUCUGCACCUGCACCCACUGAUGAGACAUGA
Molecule: messenger RNA, 642 nt
Organism: Penicillium egyptiacum
Lineage: Eukaryota; Fungi; Ascomycota; Eurotiomycetes; Eurotiales; Aspergillaceae
Source: the annotation of a GenBank genome assembly